GAGGGGGGCGGCCUGGGUUGUGUUUCUUACAUCUUCUUCGUUCUCUUCAGUUUUAACCCUAAAUUGGGAACACAACAAGAUCCGUACAGCGGCCGCAGCCCCUGGACCUCUUGAGCUGGGGAAGAUGGACCAGGACAGGACCCAGAUACACAAGAGGCUCCUGGAGCUCGCCCUGGAGAUCAUCUACCUGCUGACCGGACAGGAUCAUGUUGUUGUGACGAAACGCAGCCUCGCACAGAGCAGAGGUGUCACCGAGCCUCCAUCUCGACCGAUGACCCACCAGAGGAACCACGAGCAGAAGAUCCUGGAACUGACCAACAAGAUGAUGUCCCUGCUGACUGGAGAGGUUCCUGAGUAUAGCACCGUCUCAUUGUCCAUGGAGGAGUGGGAGUAUUUAGAAGGACACAAGGAGCUUUACAGGGACGUGAUGAAGGGAAGUAACCAUCCCCACCCUUCUCAAGGUAGGAAAUAGUUCGGUCGUUGUCCCAUCUGGAGAAAAUAUGCUUUUAGAUUCCUUUUUUUUAUUUCUAUGUUUUAUUAGGCUUUUUUUCCA
Spea bombifrons (plains spadefoot toad) is the source of this 553-nucleotide messenger RNA. RefSeq names its product gastrula zinc finger protein XlCGF66.1-like. The transcript is spliced from 3 exons. Gene Ontology annotation, biological process: regulation of DNA-templated transcription. The coding region runs from base 125 to 472 and encodes 115 amino acids. The record is from RefSeq and is a predicted model, not a curated record. Lineage: Eukaryota; Metazoa; Chordata; Amphibia; Anura; Pelobatidae.